AAUCUCUUUGCUCGCACUUGCUGUCAUCAACCAUCCAGAGUAUCAUUUACGGUGCCUCGACAACGGUGGCGAUCACACCGGUCGGAGAAGGUCGUUCCCGGCGAGCUCUGUGCUAUGCUCGAACGAGAGUAUUAAUUAGUUGAAGUGCCACCGGAGAUUCGACAUCUGAAACAAAACCAGAUGAUACUGUUGCAGUCCCACUCCAGAUACCUCCUCCAGAUCUUGUCUACACGCGCUCAAAACCUUGAUAAGGGUGUUGAACUUGAUUGCCUAUGGGUUGAAUUUGGUGAUAUUCGGUUCCAUAUUCAGGCUUCAACGAGGAAUUCAAAUAUCGUGCUACUUUCAAUGUCUUUACCAAUACCUCCUCCUGAAACUGUAUUCUUUGGAGGACUUCCUCUUGGAGCAAUAGAAGCCAUAAAGGCUAGAUAUGGAGUGGUUGCACAAAUUCUAGAUCCUCCAAGAGAUGGCUUUAAUCUCACAUUGAAAUUGAAUUUGUCCAAACUUCCUCCAGAUGAAGAUCACAAACAUCAUUUGUUGGUAAGUAUUGCAGCUGUAAGGGAAGUGGUAAUGGGGGCCCCAUUAAGAGCAGUUCUGAAUGAUCUAGCUCUGAGGACAGUUCCUUCUGAUACAGAGAAGGUUAUUGCUCUUGUUCAUCGGCCAAAUGAGUCUUUCUUCCUCUUACCCCAGGCAGAGAACGUAACUGCGAUAUUUCCGAUGAGGUUCAAUGACUCUAUAGAUACCAUUCUUGCUACGUCUUUCCUACAGGAAUUUGUGGAGGCAAGGCGAACUGCUGGACUACACAAUGCCCCUCCCUGUUUUUGGUCACCUUCUCUUCCUCAAGAGCUGGAAGGUGUUGUUAAUGAGGCAUUGACAGCUAAUGCUGGAUAUUUCAGUUUUGUCAUUUUCCCACGUCAUGUGGAAGGACAGAAACUGGAUAGGACUGUAUGGAAUCUCUCAAGCUUUCAUGCUUAUGUGAAUUAUCAUGUUAAGUGUUCAGAGGGUUUCAUGCAUACUCGCAUGAGGCGUCGGGUGGAAUCACUUAUACAAGCUCUUGACCGUGCCAAGCCAGAUGCUGAAAAGCAAACGGAAAGUUCCUCGCAAAACAGAUCGUUCAAACAAUUGAGUCUUAACGAUGGCAAGAGUGGUUUGAAUUCACGAAGAUGAGGGGCAACAUCCAAACGAUGAAGUUUCGUAGUACCUGAUAAAAUUUCUUUAUUCUUGUUUCUUUCCAUGUAUUUUGGUGUAGGAACUCAGAAAUCAAAAUAUAGUUCAUGAUAAUAACCUUUUUAUUUGCCCAUGAAUUUUGCCCAAGACGCUCAAAUUAAAUGCACCAGUGCCCAGAAAUCCCCCUCUUAGCCUGGGUUAUUUACUCGGCGAGUACUCAGCGAGUACUCAGUGAGUACUCCCUACUCGGCCUAUGACCUUGCAGAGUAGCACAUUACUCGGUCCGAGUUAUUAUUCCGAGUUACUCGCCGAGUACUCGGCGAGUUAGCCAACUCGGUCAGUGGGUCAAAAAGGCGAUUUACUCGGGAGUACUCGGUAUGUAAAAAAACAUUACCUCCGCUUGGAAAAAAAUUAAAUUGAGAUUAUCCUCUGUGUUGUUUCUUAUUCUCCCUCAUGUUGCCUAUUAUAUUCUUCUCUGUAUACUGUAAUAAACUCUGAGAAUUUUGGAUUGUUCAUUGUUUGCUUGUGCUUCUUAAACCGGUGUUUUCAUUGUACAUUUUCAAGUCUUUGGCCAACU
This is a messenger RNA of Cuscuta epithymum, 1741 nucleotides long. The record is from the annotation of a GenBank genome assembly. Lineage: Eukaryota; Viridiplantae; Streptophyta; Magnoliopsida; Solanales; Convolvulaceae.